AUGGCUCCCAACUCAUAUAUGGACGAGGCCACAAGGACCUUCUCCGGCCUCAUCAAGCGUAUUUCUAUUCCCCUAACACCGACAAGCCCUCCUGGUUUAGUUCAGGCGCAUACAAUUGACCCAUGGGAGAAGUCUGGAAAAUAUGGCCGAGGAUGGUCCUAUUUCGCCCUCGCCUUGAUGGGCACUGUUCUCAUUAUGCGUGUCUGGCACUUCUGGCAGGACAAGAUUCGACAAGCUAUUUACAAACAGGAGGUCGAGGAGCACUACCAAAACCUCUAUAAUGCCGAGGUUGAAGCCAUGUCCGGUAUGCGCAGUGCCCAGAGCCAACAGUUCUUCCCGGAAGGUCAUGAAAUGAUAGGCGAGAAAAACUUCAGACCGAAAGCACACUUCUCCUCUGUUAAUAUCAUCAAUGAUACCUUGGCUCUAUUUCGAUGGAUCUUUUACCGUCCUAUCCCGGACUUGGUGAUUGGAAAACGCCGAAUCACCUUCUCAUCACUGGCAGUUCUUACUACUGUCUUCAUUACUCUCGCCUUCGUCGUCCUUUAUUGCUUCCUGCAACAGCCUCUAUACUGGCAGAGCAUUCAGUUCGGAUCACCUCCCCUGGCGAUUCGAGCUGGCAUGAUUUCGAUUGCUUUGACACCGUGGAUCAUCGCAACUAGCAUGAAGGCAAAUAUCCUUACUGCUAUCAUUGGCAUCGGCCCCGAGCGGCUUAAUGUUUUCCACCGAUGGGCAGGCUACCUCUGCCUGUUCCUAUCCCUCGUCCACGCCAUUCCCUUUUAUAUUCAGCCCGUAUGGGAUGACGGUGGAAUGAAGGUUUUUCAACGCUUGUUUCCCGGUGGUAGUGGCAUCAUCUAUGGCACUGGCAUCGCCUGUCUUGUACCCCUUAUCUGGCUAUGCGUCGCAUCACUGCCUUUCAUCAGGAGAACAGCCUACGAGAUCUUUGUGGUUCUCCAUGUACCCGUGGGAAUAGUCUACGUUGGUCUCCUUUUCUGGCACACGAAGAACUUCCUCAUGUCGUGGGCCUACCUUUAUGCAACAAUAGGUAUCUGGGCAUUCUGUUACUUCAUAAGGCUGUUCAAGCUUAACUGGCUCAAGCCUUGGCGUAUGUCUUUCAUGGUUGGAGACGAGGCCGCUAUUACUCUUAUGGCAGAGAACGCCAUCAAAGUUACAAUCCCAACGCAGAUGAAAUGGAAGCCUGGCCAAUACGUUUAUCUUCGUAUGCCUGGUAUCUCCAUCUUUGAGAAUCAUCCUUUCACCAUUUCAUCGCUCUGCAGCGAUGACUUCCCAUCAGAGUACGGCGAACAAUACCGGGACUGUACUCUGGUGUUCAGGCCCUAUGGUGGAUUUACACGCAAGGUGCUUGAUACUGCCAUCGAGAAAGGGCCAUUCCAUACCUACCGUGCUUUUCUUGACGGCCCCUAUGGCGGUAUGCGCCGCGAUCUAGCUGCCUUCGACACCUGCAUCCUGAUUGCCGGCGGCAGUGGUAUCACUGCCCUUGUGUCACAGCUCCUCAACCUCAUCAAGAGAAUGAGGGAUGGCAAGGCCAUUACCAAAAAGGUUGUUGUCGUCUGGGCUCUGAAGCGACUUGAAGCUAUGGAUUGGUUCAGAGAAGAACUGCGAAUUUGUCGCGAGGCCGCUCCCCCCGAGAGCGUUACUUGCAAGUUCUUCGUAACAUCUGCGGUGAGAGCGAGACCAGGCAUGGAAGGGCCAGGACCCUUCAGUCAGGUCGGCCCUGGCGGUCCUAAUGGACCCCGAGCUUUGAGUCAUAUGUUCCAUGACAAGCUCGAUGGUUUUGUUGCGGGCAUCGCUUCCAAGAGAAACUCUGCCCUGAUCCAAUCCGAGGCUCAGGGUGACCCCGAGCGUGAGAGGGAGCUACGGGCCGAGGACGAGGACCGUAUCACAGCCCUCCCUCAGCAGAAGUACCUGCAACCUCACUCAAUCCCUCCUCCUCCUCCUCCGGGACCACCUCCUACUAACCAAGACGAGGCCCUGAGGAGGCUUGAGGGUCACGGCUAUCCCGAGGACAAGAAGAUUCCUCUUGGGGACAGCGAGGAACCCAUUAAAAACGACCCGGAGUUCCAUUUCAGACCCAUUAAGCAAGAUAAUCCACCUCAGUUUAACUACGCGCCAAGGUCUCCUAGAAGACUUCCAGAGUCGUUCCCUACGGAAGAAGAAGCAUUCCCAGUUCGGGCUCCUGAGCUUGCCCACCUGAGGACAGCCAACCCUGAGGCCGGAAGACCGCGACCGACAUCAACUUUUGGCCCCCCAUCUGGCUUUGACUUCGGCUUCCCCCAAACCCCAACUGAGUUUCAAAAGAGUCUGAUGCGCUUCGCGUUCCCUGUGCCUCAUCAGAUCGAUGGAGGAUGGAGCGUUGAGUAUGGCCGUCCUGACCUGGGCUACAUGUUGAAGGAAUGGGCGACAGGAGGUGUCGAUGGACGAGGCAUCCUUGGCCGACGCACGGCAGUCUUCGUAUGUGGCCCACCAUCUAUGAGAGUUGGUGUUGCCAAUACGGUUGCCCGACUCCAGGCGGAGAUCUGGGGAGAUGAUGAGCUUGAAGAGAUCUUCUUACAUACCGAAAACUACGCUUUGUAA
Messenger RNA from Fusarium subglutinans, 2592 nucleotides. Its product is annotated as Fre1p and Fre2p. The coding region runs from base 1 to 2592 and encodes 863 amino acids. The record is from RefSeq and is a predicted model, not a curated record. The transcript has a single exon. Lineage: Eukaryota; Fungi; Ascomycota; Sordariomycetes; Hypocreales; Nectriaceae. Gene Ontology annotation, biological process: iron ion transport; intracellular iron ion homeostasis; copper ion import. Gene Ontology annotation, molecular function: ferric-chelate reductase activity. Gene Ontology annotation, cellular component: plasma membrane.